UCCAACCCGACACUCCACUCCUCUCUGCCUCCACUUCACCCCAAAAACCUCCUGUGACAUUUCAACAAACACCUUCCCUGCAAAACAAUCCCGGAAAAAAAUGAGAUCACUCAGCGCAUCCGAAGGCAGCAGCAUGACCACUCCACCGUCCGCAAUGUUGCCGCAGCCGGCGAUCCGCUCCCCCUGGCACUCCCCGGUGCCGUACCUGUUCGGAGGCCUGGCGGCGAUGCUGGCCCUGAUCGCCUUCGCCUUGCUCAUCCUGGCCUGCUCUUACUGGAGGCUUUCCACCCGCCGCCGUCGGCGGCAGGGCGGGGACGUCGAGAGCGGGGACGAGAAAGAAGGGAAGCCCGUCGAGAAGAAGGUUUUUGAAGAGAAGUUUCUGGUGAUCAUGGCGGGAGACAACCAGCCCACGUUCCUGGCUACCCCUGCUUCGAACAGAGUCAGUGUUUGUGGAUGCGGUGACGCCAUAGCCGUGGGUAAAGAUGGAGGGGAGAUGGGUAGUGAGGGGAAAGUGAAACAGGGUUUGUACGAACACGGAGAACCAACGACGGCAGCGGAAGGGGAAGAAGAAGAGGAGGAGGAGGAAGAAAACGGUAGCCGGGAAACGAUGCAAAAUUGAUUUAGUAAGAUAUAAGAGGCAGAGAGGAUCGGUGUGAUUUGCAGAGACUCCUCGUCCCACCUGGGAAUUUCCUUUCCCACCAAUUUUGUUUCUUGUUCUCAUUUCUGGGUUUUGGUUUUGGAGAUUACUGUGGGUUUGAUCCACUAUGUCCCUCCGGCGGCCGGAAAAUGUACAAUUUUGAGUGUUAACUGAUGAAUGACACGAAAUCGUCUUGUUCAUUUCUCCUUUUGUCAUUUGCUUUCUGGGUUCGAUGUGGUUUUAUCCAAUCAAAGGAGAGCUGGAAAUGAUGAACCCCAUUCCAUGAACCGGACGCGCUUUAGUAGGCAAGCUUCUGCAAACAGGAAGUGAAAGAAAGGAAGGAAGAAAGGAAUCGAAGCUUUUGAGCAGAAAUGCAAUUGUUAAUAUGUUGUAAGCGAGGGGGAAGAAUAAAGGUAAGAAGUGGUAAUGGCGUGAGUGAAGAGACAAGAUGCUCUGUUCCGUUUCCCCUCCUCCGCCCUGACCCCUCAUGUACAUUCCUCCUUUCUUUAUUUGCGCCACCGCGGUCAGUGAUAUUCCACCGGCGACGGUACUUGCAGCCGGCCGGCAGCAAGUGCGGUGAGGGGCCGGGAGGGCAUUUAUAAGUGGUAAGGUGGGGGGACACGAGAAAGUGGAAGAAGAUGAGGUCACGGGCACAUCAAGUUUGACAGUAAAAAAAAAAAAAAAAAAAAAAAAAAAGUCUUCAACUUCUUUCCCAUCGAGAUAUGAUAGUACUAAUGUCUAAGGCCAUUAGGGCUUAAUAUCUUCUGUCACAAUUGUCAUGUUAUUGUAAAACCGUAAUGAAGGUAUUACUAGAGAAAUCAACGAUGAUGUAUUUUAUGUUGAAAUCGCGGUUCAAUCAUUUCUUAUCGCAUCAAUCAAUUUAUCGAUUUAGACUUUCGUUUGUACCUUCAAGCUCAGGACAUGAACAAUAAUUGGUAGUUGUGUGGUCUUGGACUCGCGAUUUGCUCGUUUGAUCUCAUCCACACAGCGGCAGAUCCAGGGGGGCGCCCCCUGGUCACGGCUCAGCCCUCCUCUGGAUAUCGAGCUAGUAUAGCACUUGUAAUUUCCGAUUUUUGGUAUUCGUUUAAGUGUUUUUCACGUUAGGGCCCAGCCCUCUCCGCUUUUUUUUCAAAUGUGGACCAGUGCUCUACCCUGUCUUGGAUCCGCUACUGCAUCUGCAUGAAAGAAACUUGAAGGCACACGAGAAUUUAGAGAGAUAACCAAAAGUGUGGAGACGUUGAGCCCCUUUAUUCGAAGACUUGAAAACCCUUAUAUAGUUGUAGCACGUGUCAAUCGUCAAACUUUUUCGAUUUUGACGGUAGAUUCGAUUUGGUCAUUAGGCUACUUGAGUCGUGCUUCUCGAUUAAACGUGACUGACUCGAUUACGCGUCACUUCUCGGUUAGAUGUCACUUUUAACACCACAUAUACAAUACAAUACAACUUUACAAAGAAGGUUGUGUACAUGUACAUUCAAAUAUCUGAUGAUUACCUCAUCAAUAUCAUUAACAUGUUAGAAUGUUCUCAUCUCCAAGGAUGUCACUUCCCCUUUGGCUUCCUUUGGGAUGCUGGGAAGAUAGUGGGGGACAGGUGGUGGGCUCCGAUUGGCCGGGUGGGGAGAGUGAGUGGGAAACGGACGUGGAACGCAACGGGGAGUAGUGGUGGGCGCCGCAGGAGGAAGCUAUGCGCGCGGCGACGCGAAGCUGCGUCUUGAAACUGUGAUCCUGCUUAGGGAUGGCAAUGGGUCAGGUUGGGUCGGGUUUUGCCAAAUCCAAACCCAAAACCAUGGGUUUGUCCAUGAAAAAAAUCCGGGGUAAAACUCACUGGGUUUGAAAAACUCAAACCCAACCCAACCCGCUGGGUAUCCGCGGGUUCAUGGGUACCCACGGGUUUUUGUCGUAAAAAAUUUACAAUAACAUGUUCCUAUCAAAAUUAAAGUCAAAUAUCAAUCUCUCAAUACAAAUUAUCCACAUUU
Molecule: messenger RNA, 2610 nt
Organism: Linum trigynum
Lineage: Eukaryota; Viridiplantae; Streptophyta; Magnoliopsida; Malpighiales; Linaceae
Source: the annotation of a GenBank genome assembly